AUGGAUCAUGUAGAGUCUACUCCUUAUUACCCGAAAGAAAAUGGUCAAGCUGAAGCUACUAACAAGACUUUGCUCAAAGUGCUUAUAGCAUGUUUGGAUGAUGACACAGAUCAGUCAACCAACACACCAGUUCAGCUGGCUUUGAUUUUCUCGCAUACAGAAAAGUAUCCGGAUGAGCCUCCUCUUCUGAAUGUAAAAAGUAUACGGGGAAUACAAACUAGAGACCUGAAAGUCACGAAAGAAAAGCUUGAACAGGAGGCAUCUGAAAACCUUGGAAUGGCUAUGAUUUACACUUUGGUUACAUCAGCCAAGGAAUGGCUGUCUGAAAGAUAUGGCCAAGAUGCUGAUGCUGACAAUGCUGAAGAAGAAGAGGCUACAAAAGAUGAGGUAAUUGUACCGCAUGGAGAACCUGUUACUGUUGACACAUUUUUGGCAUGGAGGGAAAGGUUUGAGGCAGAGUUGGCACUAGAGCGAGCCAAGCUAAUGCCCGAGUCUGCUCUCACAGCACCCAAGGAAAAGAAGCUCACAGGCAGGCAGUGGUUUGAAAGUGGAAGAGCCACAGCGAAAGGUGCAGCUCCAGUCAAUGAAGGAUCUGAUGAGGAAGACGAGGAAGAUGUUGAUUUUGAUGAUGAUGAUUUUGAAGAUGAUGAAGAAGAUAUGCUUGAGCACUAUCUGGCUGAGAAGUCUGAUUCAUCCUCUCACUCUUCAAAGAGAACUGCCUAAUAGAAAGUUGAAAAUUAAAUAUUUUUGAUGGAGCACUUCCUAGCAUUGGAAGUACACUAUCUCUCCCAAUUUAUCUUUCCUAUGUAUUUCGCCCCACUUUAUCUCUUGACAGAAAGUGGGAGCCGUAGUUUGAUGAUUAGAAACUUCCUAUGAUUUAUUCAAGUAUAGUAGCAAGGAUGGAAUUCAUUGGAGGAAACCAUUUCUGUUGUAACAUUGAGUUUGUGUGUUUUUAAGCACCAGCUCUUAUGUAAAAUUCUCCAAAUUUUGCCUAAUAUUUAUAAAGCAAAACAAAUUUCAUGUCUUUUAA
This is a messenger RNA of Theobroma umbraticum, 1030 nucleotides long. RefSeq names its product Ubiquitin-conjugating enzyme family protein. Gene Ontology annotation, molecular function: protein binding. NCBI's taxonomy places the organism in Eukaryota, Viridiplantae, Streptophyta, Magnoliopsida, Malvales, Malvaceae. The record is from RefSeq and is a predicted model, not a curated record.